AUGGAUAUUGAUACGCUGUUGAAGAGGCAAAUGGAGCUGCACACCACCCUCCGAAGGGUACCGAAGACACCUGAAAUGAUGUUUGAACUUCAUCAAAGUUUUCAGAAAUAUCAGAAUUUUUUGAAUAGACUCAAACAAUUAGCACGGAAAUUGCUCGUUGAGGCCGAUGCAGUUUUCCAGUGUCUAAUAUAUUUAGGUGGAAAUGGAGCGUCAAACGCUAGCCGUCUGCAACGUGAUGAUGCAAUACGAAUGCGCCAGGCCAAAGUUUUAGCACCUGAGAAGUCCACUAAAAUUGAAUACAAAAUUCGGAAAUCAGUACCUCAUGACGAUCUUAUGAGUUAUGUUGAACUCGCUAAUGCAGUUCGAAAUGUGUACCGCAUGAAGGUCGAGGACGCGAAUGAUCUUCAAAAGGUCGAAAAAUCGAUUACAGAGGCCAUGGAAUACUUGGACUUCAUCUACAACAGUUCGGGUGGGGAGGUACAAACGAUGUUUUCUUUAUUCGUUGCAGAAAGGGCCGACGCACUCGUCUCGAUGCUUCACAGCCAGAGCGAUUCGAAGACAGGGGUGGAGCUCACGGUGUCCUCGAGUGGGGCAUCCAGCAGCGUCUUUCCGAGCUCCGCAUUCUUGCCCAAAGACUCGGGGACGCCGCCGUCGUCGCCCGCCAGUUUCGUGGAGGCUCUGGCGGCGCGAUGUGGUGUCUCCGGGGACGUCGGCCGGGUUGCGGGCGAGCGCCUGCGCUGCGCCAACGCCAUCGUGGACUGGAUCGCCGGCGCCCCGUCCGGUCUCCUCACGGCGCAGCUCCCGCGCCUCCUCGCGGUUCUCACGCCCUGCCUCGACACUUUAAUUGCCGAGAUGCGCUCCUCGCUGUGCCGGCUAGGCUGUGAGGCCGCGAUGGUCUUCGUGCAGCGGAUAAUGGGGAGCCUGGGGCCCGCCCCGGACCUGCCGGCCGCCCUCGGCCCCACCCUCGGCCUCUGGGCCGCCGCCCUCGCGAGGCGGGUUUUUGUCACAGUUGUCGCCAUCUCCACCGCGGCCGACCUCGCGCUGCGGGAGAUGGUCCUCUGCAGUGCGGCGCAUAUAGCCAUCGUGCGCGCCAUCCUCGCCGCGCUGGACAAGGGCGCUCAGGCGGAGCUGCGGCGCAAGUGCCUAGGCUACCUCGUCUUGAGCGUCGUCUCGGCUCAUGAGCCGGCGGCCAUUGGGCGGCUUGGCUGCUUGCUGGCCGAACCCGCACAAAAGUACGUUCUUAUUGGCGAUACAAGGAUCCGAAAAAUGUCUCGGGCACUCUGCAUCGUUCUCAGUGCGAUUUGCCAUGUUGAGCUGAAUAUCGAGGAGAGAACAUUGCGACUCAUGCAUCAGGAGAAGAAGGAGUUACAGCCCUUGCUAAAUUCUCCUAGAGAGCUAGAGAAAACACUGUUUGGACCUCGCAACGAGAUCUUUCCUGCACGUCCUACCGCGUUGUUCGAUCCCGAGGUUGCGCUCAAGCCUUGUUCGAGUCCCCACCAAUUGAGAGUGGAUGCAGGGAGCCUUCACUCUCAGCAUCCAUUGUGUCACCUUGCUUCCUAUGAUAGUCGAGUCCAGGCUUCUUCAAUCAAUCAAAUACGUCUACCGGAUAUUAUAAAGAAAAGAAAAACACAUACGACUGAGGCAAUCAUAACUGAUUCAGCAGAUUCCUUUCCAAACUAUCGUUCAAAACAGUCUAUGGGAAGGCGUGAUACCUAUAAUACUGAUCCAACUUUGCCUGAAACAGAUGAAGAGUCUAGAAGACGCCAAAUUUCAUCAGCUGAGCAAAUGAGAUUUGUGUUGGCGAUGCCUAAACGAAGUGCCACGGCAUUACCGGAACCGAUAGCGAUGAAAAAAACGUUUAGGCAAACAAAAGCGGAUAAUAUACCUAGCCAAAGCGCCACGAGUUUUACCUUACUGGAUCCAAAACUCCUUUCUUUUAAUCACAUCCCGAGUGAACAUACAUCAAUGGACUUCUCAGAUGUACUAAAUAUUAGACAGAGACUAUCAGGCAGUGGUGCUAAAGCCCAUAUGCGCAUUAUUCCACUUUCGUUAUUACAUACUACCGUGUGUGGCGGCGAUGUGGGCUACAAUGUUGAUGGUACAAUAUCCAAGGGUAGUGUCGCUCAUGGUGAUAACACGCAUGGGAAGCAAACUGAACAUCCGGAACCUCACCUGAGCAAUACUCUUAAACAAAAACUAAAGGUACCAAAGCCCCGAGAAAAAAAUCAUGAGGAUUUAAGAUGA
Molecule: messenger RNA, 2244 nt
Organism: Phytomonas sp. Hart1
Lineage: Eukaryota; Euglenozoa; Kinetoplastea; Trypanosomatida; Trypanosomatidae
Source: the annotation of a GenBank genome assembly